CCUCCCUGUGAAGUAAAGUAUAAAAGAUAGGACUCCUCAUUGACCCUCACACAAUCUACACUGAAGUUCUGAGAGUGAAGAUUUGACAAAAGAUUCAUCAUGGCCGUCAUGAGAGCUCUUGUGCUUCUUUUCUUGGUCUUUUCUGUUGAGAAUGCAGCAGCUCAUGACUGCCCAUAUGGAUGGACACCUUUUGGUGUGAAAUGCUACAAAAUCUUCACUGAGACAGUUGACUGGGUCACAGCUGAGAAAAACUGUCAAUCUGUUGAUUCAAAUCUCGCAUCUGUGCACAAUACAGUGGAACACAACUUUCUCAUGAGUCUUGUGUCUGUUGACACACAUGUUUGGAUUGGUGGCCAUGAUGGUGAAAUGGAUGGACAAUGGCUGUGGACUGAUGGAUCUCAUUUUGUCUUUACCACCUGGUGCUCUGGACAACCUGACAAUAAUGGUGGUAAAGAGAACUGCCUACACUUAAACUAUACUGAUAAGCAUUGCUGGAAUGAUGCGCCCUGCUCAACCGCAAUGAACUACAUUUGUGCCAAACCUAUGAGAUCAUAAAAAAAAUGUAUCUGUUUUUUAAAAGUACUAUGAUUGUACUACAUGCCUAUAUAUUUUUUUUUCAGAUCUUAUCCGUAAAACUCAGUAUCUUACUGUACCUUUCUGAAAACUUCUCCAAUCAAUAAAAGCAUUUGCAAAUUG
Paramisgurnus dabryanus is the source of this 696-nucleotide messenger RNA. NCBI's taxonomy places the organism in Eukaryota, Metazoa, Chordata, Actinopteri, Cypriniformes, Cobitidae. The record is from RefSeq and is a predicted model, not a curated record.